Cercocebus atys (sooty mangabey) is the source of this 1677-nucleotide messenger RNA. RefSeq names its product chromosome unknown open reading frame, human C3orf84 (gene CIMIP7). The transcript is spliced from 4 exons. Lineage: Eukaryota; Metazoa; Chordata; Mammalia; Primates; Cercopithecidae. The record is from RefSeq and is a predicted model, not a curated record. The coding region runs from base 1 to 615 and encodes 204 amino acids.
AUGCAAAGUGCGUUAGUAGGCUCCUGGCACAACAAUGGCUUCUAUGGGCACUACAGAAGCCAAUUCAAGAGUGAAAGUGCUAGAGAAUACCGCCUUGCAGCCAAGCCCCAGCCUCCAGCAGUGUUCCUGCAGCGAUGUCAGGAGCCGGCGCAGCAACACUUCUUCUCCAAGCAUGACAACCGUACUUCCUUUGACAAAGGCCCCUACUGCCUGCUGCAGGGAAUUGGAAGGCGGAAGGACCUGGAGCGCCUGUGGCAGCGGCACACCUUCCUGCGCUGGGCACCCUGUGAGAUAGAGUUGCGCCAGCAAGGGCCCCUGGAAUCUUCUUACCAGGCUGAUUUCCGACCAGGCCCAGGACUCAGUGGCCUCCCCCAGCGCCUCGUCCACUUUGUGCAGGUCCAGCCUUCCCAUGCCAGGACCACCUACCAGCAGAACUUCUGCUACCCAUCCCGGGGUGGCCACUGUGGCAGUGACAAGGUAGGGCCCCAAGCGCCAGUCACAGACAUACUGCCUGACCUCCCAGUGAUCCCAAGACCCAAGCUGCUGCAGCACUACCUUCAUGCUGGGGUCUCUGAGUGUCUAAACUGGUCCAGAGCAUUAAACAAGGACAGCUGACACAGCAGCCUCUCUGUGCUUGCAGCCCACAAUGGGAUGCAGCCCAAGAGGAUGAAAGGUAGUAAUGGGCUGCCAGGUCCUGUGCCUGUCUUCCAUGGCACUUGUGCCCAUGGUGUUUGUGUGCUGGGCAUGGGAGGUGCUGCUCUGGGAUCCCUGCCACUAAGUGAGAAAGGGGAGGCUAAGAGUCCAGGAGGGUUGCCAUAGCCACAGCAGGUGGGUUCCAGGGUCCCAAAUACUACUCUGUUCUUGUAGCAAACCCAGCUGUAGAGAGGAAGAUUAGAGGGCAGUCCCCAGCCUAAGUUGAAGUCAGGACAGAGCAGGUGGUAGGGUGGAGGGGGUGACACUGAGGGAGGGCUCCUUAUGAAGGCAGCAGAGUGACUAUCUUCCCCACCACCUUUCUCUUCUGGGAAACAGCCUAUUCCCCCAAACAGAGACGUCUCUGUGUUGGUCUCCUCUGCCAGCUUGCCAGACAAUGUGCAAAUAUCCUGUGGGCUGCUGACUUUCUAGGUGCUUCACCCUAGAAUGAAAGGCAUCACUGGGAAAGCAGGCCAAGUAUUCAGUGUAGCUAUGGGGAAAGCAGACCCCAGAGACCUGUACUAGCAGGCAACAAAGGCUGGAAGAAGGAAGAGUUAGCAGCUUUCUCAGGAGGCAGCUGCCUUCGAGGGGGUUGUUGGAUGGCCACACAGUCCUGUCCAAGAGACGGCUGCCCCACAGCUGAGGCAGGAGACUGCCCUGGGCCACAAAACCCACUGAACCACCCCUCCCUGUGGGGGUGAGCAGAGACCCUAAGGAGACACUCUGUAACUUGGAUCUGGAGGUCUUCCUAACCCUGUGGUAUUUUGUUGUUGUUUUCUGAGCACUUCUCUCGUCAUCCUAUCCCGCCAUCCUUUGGUGACAUGUGACAGCCCUUCCUUACUGUCCUAGUGCUCUCUAAUCCCCAUGACAGUAAGGAGGUGCUGUCAUCACAUGUUGCCAAAGAAUAAGCUCUGGCUUAGAUGGAACAGAAAUACCAAAUCACUUUGGGAACACCCACCAGAUCCAAGAGGCUCCUUCUGGACCCUC